This is a messenger RNA of Carlito syrichta (Philippine tarsier), 1311 nucleotides long. RefSeq names its product filamin binding LIM protein 1 (gene FBLIM1). Bases 1 to 1128 code for a protein of 375 amino acids. NCBI's taxonomy places the organism in Eukaryota, Metazoa, Chordata, Mammalia, Primates, Tarsiidae. Gene Ontology annotation, cellular component: stress fiber; focal adhesion. The record is from RefSeq and is a predicted model, not a curated record. Gene Ontology annotation, biological process: cell-cell adhesion. The transcript has 7 exons. Gene Ontology annotation, molecular function: filamin binding.
AUGGCCUCAAAACCCGAGAAGAGGGUAGCUUCAUCUGUCUUUAUCACCCUGGCACCCCCACGCCGCGAUGUAGCAGUGGCCAAGGAGGUGAGGCAGGCCGCCUGUGAGGCCCGGCAAGGCCGCCCCUGGGAGGCUCCUGCCCCUGUGAAGACACCCGGAGCUGGCUUGGCCAGGAGGCCCAGCCCCUGGACGCCCCCUGGCAGGGCUGCGGCCACAGUGCCAGCUGUCCUGCCCCAGCUCUCCAAUGGAGGAUGCUGUCUCCCGCCUCCUGUCCUGGAUGGUGAGGACUCCCUAGCCGACCUGGACCUCCCGCCUCCACCGCCCCCUCCGGCUUACCUGCCCUCUCCCGAGGAGGAGCCUUCUGCCCUGGUGGGGGCGUCACUCACUGUGGACCUAGAGCACCUGCCCCCGCCUCCACCCCCUACACAGGCCCCAGCAGACAGGCCUCCGGUCCAGCCUCAGCUCAGGCCCCUCAGGCCCUUGGAAGAGGAGCUGCCACCUCCCCCGGCAGAGCCUCUUGGCUUCCCUGAGAAGGAAGCAGUCACAGACAUCUGCGCCUUCUGCCAUAAGACAGUGUCCCCCCGAGAGCUGGCCGUGGAGGCCAUGAAGAGGCAGUACCACGCCCAGUGCUUCACUUGCCGUACCUGCCGCCGCCAGCUGGCUGGGCAGAGUUUCUACCAAAAGGAUGGGCAGCCCCUCUGCGAGCCUUGCUACCAGGAUACCCUGGAGAAGUGUGGCAAAUGUGGCGAGGUGGUCCGGGAGCACAUCAUCAGGGCCCUGGGCCGCGCCUUCCACCCCACCUGCUUCACGUGCGUGACCUGCGCCCGGUGCAUCGGAGAUGAGAGCUUUGCCCUGGACAGCCAGAAUGAGGUGUACUGCCUGGAUGACUUCUACAGGAAAUUCGCCCCUGUGUGCAGCAUCUGUGAGAAUCCCAUCAUUCCCCGGGAUGGGAAGGAUGCCUUCAAAAUCGAGUGCAUGGGAAGAAACUUUCAUGAAAAUUGCUACAGGUGUGAGGACUGCAGGGUCCUCCUGUCUGUGGAGCCCACGGAGCAAGGCUGCUACCCCCUGAACAACCGUCUCUUCUGCAAGCCGUGCCACGUGAAGCGGAGUGCCGCGGGAUGCUGCUGAGGGACCCCACCCGGCAUCGGGGCAGGGAACGGCCUGCUGGCCCCAGCCGGGGGCCCUUCCCUGACUUGGUUUCCCUUCCUGCGCUUGCACACUUUCCUUCUGAGCCUCUGUGGGGACCAGCUAGCAGCUCUGUGCAGCGUGUCCAAGACUCAGGGGCUGAGCCACCCAGGCCUCCCCCAGCUC